This is a messenger RNA of Vollenhovia emeryi, 460 nucleotides long. RefSeq names its product acyl-CoA Delta(11) desaturase-like. The record is from RefSeq and is a predicted model, not a curated record. The transcript has a single exon. Gene Ontology annotation, molecular function: stearoyl-CoA 9-desaturase activity; iron ion binding. NCBI's taxonomy places the organism in Eukaryota, Metazoa, Arthropoda, Insecta, Hymenoptera, Formicidae. Gene Ontology annotation, cellular component: endoplasmic reticulum membrane. Gene Ontology annotation, biological process: unsaturated fatty acid biosynthetic process. The annotation marks the transcript as partial.
AUAAGAGAAACGUGUUCAUAUUUUUAUUGUAGCACCGUUACCGCCACCGACAGUUACCUCGUCGGUAUCAGUGGUUUCGGCGAGGGCUGGCACAAUUACCAUCACGCAUUCCCAUGGGAUUACAAGACCGCCGAAUUCGGCAACUAUCGCACGAACCUAACAUGCGCUUUCAUCGACUUUUUUGUCUGGCUUGGCUGGGCGUACGAUUUGAAGACCGUAAACCACGACAUAAUAAAGAGACGCGCGGCCCGAACAGGCGACGGUUCCUUAUAUGAACGAACGAGUGAUGAACAUACGCAAGAGAAGUUUACGUGGGGAUGGAAUGACGCCGAUAUGUCACUCGAGGAUAAACAGGCAGCUGAGAUCCUCAAUAAAAGCGAUUAAACUUCGAGAUUUAGGUCUUCAAAAUUGUAUACGUAUCACGGUGUCGGAGUUCAAUAAAACUUGUCAUUCAGCAGUA